Messenger RNA from Siniperca chuatsi (mandarin fish), 1187 nucleotides. RefSeq names its product eukaryotic translation initiation factor 3, subunit F (gene eif3f). Gene Ontology annotation, biological process: translational initiation. The transcript is spliced from 8 exons. Gene Ontology annotation, cellular component: eukaryotic translation initiation factor 3 complex, eIF3m. The record is from RefSeq and is a predicted model, not a curated record. NCBI's taxonomy places the organism in Eukaryota, Metazoa, Chordata, Actinopteri, Centrarchiformes, Sinipercidae. The coding region runs from base 48 to 869 and encodes 273 amino acids. Gene Ontology annotation, molecular function: metallopeptidase activity; translation initiation factor binding; translation initiation factor activity.
GGGUAUAUGUGUUCCGAGAAGCCGGUCAGCGGUCUUCCUUUUCCAAGAUGUCGGUGUACGGGCCAGUGGUGAAAAUUCAUCCAGUCGUUCUCGCUUCUAUCUGCGACUCUUACGAGCGAAGAAAUGAAGGAGCGAGUCGUGUUAUCGGGACCCUGUUGGGCACCACUGACAAGCACUAUAUUGAGGUGACCAACUGCUUCUCUGUCCCCCACAAUGAGUCUGAAGAUGAGGUUGCUGUGGACAUGGAGUUUGCUAAGAACAUGUAUGAGCUCCACAAGAGGGUGUCACCCACUGAGGUGAUCAUUGGAUGGUAUGCCACAGGCUUUGACAUCACAGAACACUCUGUGCUCAUCCACGAGUACUACAGCCGUGAGGCCUCCAACCCCAUUCACCUGACCAUGGACACAGCACUGCAGAGUGGCAAGAUGAACAUCCGUGCCUACGUCAGUGCGCAGAUGGGUGUGCCAGGAAAGACAGUUGGUGUGAUGUUCACCCCACUGACUGUCAAGUAUGUCUACUAUGACACUGAGAGGAUAGGCGUGGACCUUCUACAGAGGACACGUGUAACUCCCAGUCGCACCAAGGGGCUGACCUCUGAUCUGUCCCAGGUGGCUGGCUCUGCAGCCAGGGUACAGGACAUGCUGACCACCGUGCUUGCAUACAUUGAGGAUGUGCUGUCCGGCAAAGCGACAGCAGAUAACAGCGUGGGCCGCUUUCUGAUGGACCUGGUCAACAAGGUGCCCACCAUCUCAGCCGAGGACUUUGAGAACAUGCUCAAUUCCAACAUCAAUGACCUGUUGAUGGUGACCUACCUGUCUAACCUCACCCAAGCACAGAUUGCUCUAAAUGAGAAGCUGGUGCUGCUCUGAGGGGGAUUUCUUUAAAGUGGUUCAUAUUUAAUUUUUGUAUUUUUUUUUUUUUUUUUGGCUGAGAUGAAUAAAGAUGUUAAACAGUCAUACAUUGUUCACCCUUGGUAAUAUUGUAAUGACAAAUAAUGCAAUUUGGUUUCUCACAAAUGGCUAGUGAACAUUACGGGAAGGGUUGUAUUGCUAAUGUAAUUUGGCUUUUUGAAUAAAUACUCCAGUGUCACAUAUUAUACAGCUCACAUUUACAGAUAUUAACUCCUUGUGGUGCAGCCUUUAUGAUGUUUGACAUAAUAUUGAGAUGUAUUAAAAUGUUGAUUUUUA